Messenger RNA from Dendronephthya gigantea, 1077 nucleotides. RefSeq lists its product as uncharacterized. The transcript has 5 exons. The record is from RefSeq and is a predicted model, not a curated record. Bases 1 to 1077 code for a protein of 358 amino acids. Lineage: Eukaryota; Metazoa; Cnidaria; Anthozoa; Malacalcyonacea; Nephtheidae.
AUGGCGUUGACAAGAAAAGACUACACGGAAAUAUCAAUUUCAAUGUUAUUUGAAAGUGAUUCUGAAAGCAGCGAUGAAGAUGAUCUUGACAUAGCACUAAUUGAACACAUGUUUACAUCCACGAAAUGCAGGCUUCCACGAUUGAAUAUUGAAGAUCUCAGCGACUGGCAAUGUGAAAAAAUGUUCAGAUUUCACAAGGAUGACAUGUUGCGCCUUUUUGCUGCGUUGAGGAUUCCUGCAUACUAUCGAGCAGAACAAAGGACAAAAGCUUCUGGUAUGGAAGCUCUGAUGAUUCUUCUGAGGCGUCUGGCCUAUCCAAACAGAUGGUGUGACUUGGUAGGCAUUUUUGGAAGGAGUGAGUCUCAACUAAGUUUGAUUUUUAACAAGAUAUUAGAUGACAUAUACAACCGCUUUGGCCACCUCCUUGACUCAUUGGACCUAGUUUGGCUUGAUCCAGAGUGCUUUGCCCAAGCCAUUCAUUGUCAAGGUGCACCACUCACACAGUGUUGGGCAUUUAUUGAUGGUACUGUGCGACCAAUAGCACGACCUGUAGUUAACCAAGACAUAAUGUACAGUGGACACAAACGAGUUCACUGCAUCAAGUUUCAGGCAGUCCAUGCCCCAAAUGGUCUAAUUGUCAACUGGUUUGGACCAAUAGAGGGGCGAAGGCAUGAUGCCUUCAUGCUUAGUGUAAGUGGUCUUACAGAAAAAUUGCAAAAUAUUGAAACACCUGAUGGUGAGCUGUAUGUCCUUUAUGGAGAUCCUGCAUAUGGUAUUAAUGACUGCAUCCUGGCACCAUAUCGAGGUGCACAAUUGACACAGAAUCAAAGCGAAUUCAACAAGCGAAUGAGUAAAGUUCGUGUUAGCGUGGAGUGGGGAUUUGGAAAGUUGUGUCAGUAUUUUGCCUUUCUGGAUUUCAAAAAGAACCAGAAAAUUUUGCUCCAACCCUUGGGAAAAUACUAUUUGGUUGGAAGUGUUCUAAUUAAUUGCCAUACCUGCCUAUAUGGUUCUGUAACAAGUUCAUUCUUUAAAGUUCAGCCCCCUUCAUUAGAAACAUAUUUAUCAAAUCAGUUAUAG